CGCUCGUCCCCAGCGAUUCGCACUCGCACCUGGCGCCAAGCGAACAGCCAGCAACCAGCCAGCCACCAAAUCCGAAUCCAAAAAGCCUCCAAUCAAAAGCCGUCAAAACACCAAACUCCGCUGGUCGCGCAUGCGCACGCGCGCUAAAAACGCUAAAUGCUAAACGAAAUCGAAAACCGAAAACUGAAAACUGAAAAUCAAAAAACUAAAAACCGAAAAGUAGCAGUCAAAAGUGACCGUUAUUAAAAGUUGAGCCCCGCAGGCAAACCCAGCCAGCAUCUUGGGCCGUUAUAUAAUCGAGAGUGGAAACUGGAGAUCCGGACUUCUGGCCAAGUUAAGCAAAAAAACUCCAGCUUCUGCGCACAAUAUUCGCCAUGUCGUCGCCGCCCAGCCAGCGAACUAAUUAAUGCGCGGCGGUGGAAAGAAAAGCAAAGCGGAGCUGGGAGACCUCGUAAAUUAUAAUACUUAAGACUUAAGGCCGGAAAAAAGUGCUCGACUGGAGAGACGCGAACCGCCUUCGUUCCCAGUGACUCCCAAUACCCGAAACAGUCCCCGGAAUACAAAAAAAUAAAAAGGCAGAGGGAAAAACCCUCGACCGCCCAUUUGACUGGCAGCGUGAAAGUGAAAAGCAUCUGGUCAUCGGCAGCAGGACAAAGCUUAAGACUCGGAUAAAGAUAUUGCAGCAGCUAAAGAUACAGCUACAGCUUUAGCUACAGAUACAGAUACACUAUUUGGAGAUACGGACUCUGUGGGUCAGUCAUGCGCGCGAUGAGCGGCUGAGCUGCGCCAGCUGCCCGAGGAGCGGCCACCAAGAUGAUGAAGCCAUCACAGUCGGCGCCGCCGUCACCCAAACACUCGCGGUCACACUCGCAGUGCCACCGGCAGGCACCGGUGGCGAGUAGCGCGACCUUGAGCUGGCUGUGCCUCCUGCUCCUGCUGCCGUCUUCCAGGCAAUUCGAGACGGACUGUGGCUGUCGACCAGCGCGUAGAGGACCGCGGAUAAUUGCCGGAGCUGCCACGAACGAAGGCCAGUUCCCGUGGCAGGCUUCCCUGGAGCUGUUGCAUCCAUCGCUCGGAUUCCUGGGCCAUUGGUGCGGGGCGGUGCUCAUCCACCAGUACUGGAUACUCUCCGCCGCCCACUGUGUUCACAACGAUCUCUUUAACCUGCCCAUUCCACCUUUGUGGACGGUGGUGCUCGGGGAACACGAUCGUGAUGUGGAAUCGGGCAACGAGCAGCGGAUUCCCGUCGAGAAGAUCGUGAUGCACCACCGCUACCACAACUUCCGACACGACGUGGUCCUCAUGAAGCUCUCGAAGCCAGCGGAUCUCGAAAGGGCCUCCAACAUCCGUCGGAUUUGCCUGCCCUUCCUGCUGGCCGAAUCGCAGGAUAACCUCUCGGAGGCUCCAGCUUCGUCGCCCGACGAGGAUGUGCUCAUCCAGCAACUUGAUCUCGAGGACGUGCCCGAGAAGAUCGACAACUUCCUGCGGAGCGUCCAGGGGCGCAGACGCUAUCGCAAUGUCACGGCUCCCAGCAUGAAGGAGCUGAUGAACAUGAAGAUCCUCAGCAGGAUGCGUCAGGCGCUGGCGCAACGCUCCCCGCGCAGCUUGAAACGCUCGCGGAGACGCAACGACAAGCUCAUGAAGCUGGGUCCGCGGCGGGAUGAGGGCGAGUCCGCCGAGCAGAAGCACCUCAAGGUCAGCGAGGAGCCCAAGGAGAUGGCCUUCGUGGACUGCGUGGCCACCGGCUGGGGCAAGGCCAACAUCAGCGGCGAUCUCUCCAAUCAGCUGCUGAAAACUCAGGUGCCACUGCACCAAAAUGGAAGGUGCAAGGACGCCUACGGCAGCUUCGUGAACAUCCACGGCGGCCACCUGUGCGCCGGGAAGCUGAACGGCGAGGGCGGCACCUGCGUGGGCGACUCCGGCGGACCGCUGCAGUGCCGCCUGAGCCGCGACGGCCCCUGGAUCCUGGUGGGCGUGACCUCGUUCGGAUCGGGAUGCGCCCUGGAAGGAUUCCCGGACGUGUACACCCGCACCUCGUACUACAUGAAGUGGAUCGAGGACACGAUCGCCGCCCACUGAUUACAA
Molecule: messenger RNA, 2085 nt
Organism: Drosophila ficusphila
Lineage: Eukaryota; Metazoa; Arthropoda; Insecta; Diptera; Drosophilidae
Product: transmembrane protease serine 9
Exons: 4
Coding region: 814-2079 (421 amino acids)
Biological process (GO): proteolysis
Molecular function (GO): serine-type endopeptidase activity
Source: RefSeq, a predicted model, not a curated record